Fragaria vesca subsp. vesca is the source of this 1413-nucleotide messenger RNA. RefSeq names its product exostosin-2-like. The annotation marks the transcript as partial. NCBI's taxonomy places the organism in Eukaryota, Viridiplantae, Streptophyta, Magnoliopsida, Rosales, Rosaceae. The transcript is spliced from 5 exons. Gene Ontology annotation, molecular function: glycosyltransferase activity. The record is from RefSeq and is a predicted model, not a curated record. Gene Ontology annotation, cellular component: membrane.
AGCAACACGGUUCCGACUCAGCUCGUCAAGACGGAGUUCGCAAAGCCACGUGGCGCGAAGAGGGGGAGCUUGAUGAACCGGCGAGGAGUUCAGAGGUUCCGGCAGGCGCUGAUCUCGACCGUGGGAUCGGUCAAGAUUAAGCUCGUGCUCGGAUUCUGCAUCGGUUUUACUCUCAUCGCGCUUGCCGGCCGUGCGUCGGGGUUUAUGGGGUGGACGAGUCACAGUGCCUCUCUGGAACGGUACUCCGGUUCGAGCAAAGGAUAUGCUAUUGUAAUGAACACAUGGAAGAGAUACGAUCUUUUGAAGCAGUCUAUUUCUCACUAUUCCAGAUGUCCUCGGCUUGAUUCGAUACAUAUUGUGUGGAGUGAGCCGAGUCCUCCUUCAGAUUCUCUGAAAAAGUUUCUUUACCACAUUAUAGAGUUGAACACUAGAGAUGGGAGACAAGUUAAGUUAAAGUUCGACAUCAAUAAGGAAGAUAGUUUGAACAACAGGUUUAAAGAAAUUCCAGACUUGGAAACGGAUGCUGUUUUUUCUAUUGACGAUGAUGUCAUAUUCCCAUGCUCUUCUGUUGAAUUUGCUUUUGAUGUUUGGCAAAGUGCAUCAGAUACUAUGGUUGGCUUUGUGCCUCGUAUGCACUGGGUUGAUCCCACGAAUGGUCAUAUGGAUCAUUACAUAUAUGGUGGAUGGUGGUCGGUUUGGUGGACUGGUACAUACAGUAUGGUACUGUCUAAGGCAGCCUUCUUCCACAAAAAGUAUCUAAAACUCUAUACAAAUGAAAUGCCAGCAUCAAUCAAAGACUUUAUAACCAAGAACAGGAACUGUGAAGACAUUGCGAUGUCUUUUCUUGUAGCAAAUGUGACUGGCGCUCCUCCUAUAUGGGUUAAAGGUAAGAUAUUUGAGAUUGGAUCAACUGGAAUCAGUAGCAGUGGAGGCCAUAUUGAAAAAAGAACCCACUGUGUUGAUAGAUUUGCUGCUGAGUUUGGGCGGAUGCCAUUGGUACCUACUUCUGUGAAAGCUGUUGACAGUCGCAAUAUCUGGUUUUGGUGAUUUCAUAAUAUCUGGUUUUGGUGAUUUCAUAGCUUUACAUUGUGUUUGAUCAAAUCGCUGGGAGAUUUUCCAGUCUUUGAGUUCUGGCAUUCCUAUAGGCUAUAACUCUCUAUGCUUGUUGGUUCCUGAGUUGUAAUAUUGCAUCCCACAAUGUUAGUGACAGUAGCUAAUUUUGCACGUCCAUAUUAGGUCGAUUUCUUGUAUCAUUACCGUGUAACACGAGGCAGUUAGAUAGGAUUUUUCCAAGUCUAACUUGCACCAGAUUGUAGAACAUAUCUUGCUCAAGUACCCCUGGAGUAAUUUUUGUGUCCAGAUAUUAUAGUUAGAGAUUCAAAAUAGAAUCACUUCCUACAUGUCACUUUUUUU